Messenger RNA from Sinocyclocheilus grahami, 490 nucleotides. RefSeq names its product fibroblast growth factor 8-like. Gene Ontology annotation, molecular function: growth factor activity. Lineage: Eukaryota; Metazoa; Chordata; Actinopteri; Cypriniformes; Cyprinidae. The record is from RefSeq and is a predicted model, not a curated record. The transcript is spliced from 5 exons. Bases 155 to 490 code for a protein of 111 amino acids.
GAGACUGACUGGCAAUGGAAGAAGAGGAGGGGAUAAGAGAGUCCAGCAGCACUGCUUCUUGAAGAAAGCUCAUCAGAUGCACAGUUCUGCCUCCUCUGACUGACAUUCACGCAGGAGUCAGACUGGAUCUAUUUCUGCUGCGCUCCUCACCUUCAUGGAGCACGGGACUCGAGUCUGUAUGAUUAGGCCCUUCCAUUCCAGCAACAUGAGAGUCAUUCCAUCACGACUGAGUUAUCUAUUCCUUCACCUCUUUGCGUUUUGCUACUAUGCUCAGGUAACCAUUCAGUCCCCGCCUAAUUUUACACAGCAUGUGAGUGAGCAAAGUAAGGUGACGGACCGGGUCAGCCGUAGACUAAUCCGGACCUACCAGCUUUACAGUCGAACCAGCGGCAAGCACGUGCAAGUUCUGGCCAACAAGAAAAUCAACGCCAUGGCCGAAGAUGGUGACGCUCAUGAACGUUCCCCUCCUCUCCCGUCCAGCUCAGGAUGA